Messenger RNA from Owenia fusiformis, 1678 nucleotides. Lineage: Eukaryota; Metazoa; Annelida; Polychaeta; Sabellida; Oweniidae. The record is from the annotation of a GenBank genome assembly.
UAUACCUUUGCUUGUAUUAUCAUUAUUGGUUUUCUGUUCUUGACUGGAGACUUGGUAAACUCAUCAUUACCAAACUGGACCAAACUGCAUCAGAAUUGAACAGAGACUUGGAUUAUAGACUGAAACUUGAAUGGGAGAACGAUGUGAACAACUCACCUAGUUAAUGUAAAGGCCAUUGGUAUAGUUGACAGCGAGUGAACCACACGGGAAAUGGAGCUUCGCGUAAUUUUGACGCGGCUACUCACAAUCUGGGUGUCAAUGGUUGCAUGGAUAACACCGAUAUAUGGAGCAAAAAAGGCUUCUUUCUUGAAGAAACUGUUCAGGAAUUAUGAUAGUCGAAUUCCACCUGCGUUUGGUUCAGACUCCUCAGGUAAUGGAUCCAGAGGAGGUACAAUGAAUGCAGUGGAGCUUAUGAUCUUGAGCUUUGACUCCAUCAAUGAGAGCACCAUGGACUACAUUGUGACGAUGUUUCUCCGCCAGACCUGGAACGAUAAGAGACUUGCCUUGAAUGGUAUCGUCAACGAGAGUUCAAUCGCCCUGGAUUCCCGGAUGAUAGACAAUAUAUGGGUGCCAGAUCUUUACUUCUACAAUGAGAAGAAGUCACACUUCCAUGAUAUCACUGUGCCUAAUAAAUUGUUGAGAAUCUAUCAAAAUGGAGAUAUUCUCUACAGCUCAAGAAUAACGUUAACGUUAUCAUGUCCAAUGAAGCUCCACAAGUUCCCACUAGACACACAGAUCUGCAGUAUGAUAAUCGAAAGUUAUGCCUACACUGCAGACAAACUAAUGUUCAAAUGGGCUGACAAAGAUCCAAUAAAAUUUAAAAAAGGCUUGGAAUUACCACAGUUUAGUCUGAAAGGAAACAGCACCAAAAGCUGUACAACCACUCUAUCAACAGGUACAUUCACCUGUUUACAAGCCAACUUCAUACUUGAGAGAGCCAUUGGAUUCUAUAUCAUCCAGACCUAUGUGCCGAGCAUUCUGGUUGUUAUUCUCUCUUGGGUCUCCUUUUGGAUCAGCGUUGACGCUGUUCCUGCUAGAAUCUCAUUGGGCGUUCUAACAAUUCUCACCAUGACGACACAAAGUGCCGGAGCGAGACAGACGCUACCCAAAGUAUCCUAUGUCAAGGCUAUUGAUAUAUGGAUGUCCACGUGUCUGUUGUUUGUAUUCGGAGGGUUGAUUGAGUUUGCUGUGGUAAAUGUACUGAGUCGGAAGGAGGUAAGAGCGAGGAUGAGCAUCCGGAGAAAACCAGAGGAACUUAAUAAAAAUGAAUAUGAGAUGGUAGAAAAUGGUAGUAGCAAGAAGGCUCCGACAUACAUCAGAGACCCCGAUGGCAAGGAAAAGGCCCGUUUCGUGGACAAAAUAUCACGUGUAGGGUUCCCAUUGGUGUUUGUUAUAUUCAAUGGGGUAUAUUGGAUAUUUUAUUCAUUAUGGGAAAUAAAUGAAGAAUAGGCUGGAUGGCUCAAAUGGCAGUAGAUUUUGUUGUAGUUAAUACAACAGUCAAAUAGUUUUGCAUUCUAAACGUUUAGACAUGUGAUGUGCUCUUAUUUGUUACAUUGAUAAAAUAUCCAAUGAACCCAACAUGACACCAUGGGUUGGAGACGAUGCAUCAGUAGAAUCUACAAUGUGUCUCUCAUUCGAUUUCGAUUGACACUUAAACUGGGAGUGGGGUCUUGGCAGA